UGAAAACAUCGAAUGUUUUGUUUUCUGCCAGAAAAAAGUGCAAGUGCGUGACAAACAUUGUUUAAAAAACGUUUAUCAGAAGUUAGUAAUCAAUAAUUGAGUGAAAAAUACUUGUAUAAAACCUGUAAAAAUGGGCCGCAGUCGUUCGCGGGAGCGAACCUCCCGUCGGGACGACGAACGCAAGAAAAAGAAGCGUCGUGAUUCCAGUUCCGAUUCCCGCAGUUCCAGCAGUAGUAGCACCGGAAGCAGCAGCAGCAGUGACCGCUCCAGGGAUAGAAACCGUAAGCGCAACAACCGGAACAAGUCGGAUUCGAGGUCGCCGGUGAAGAGGCAUCAAAAGCGAGAUCGCGAUCGAAGGCGGUCCCGAUCCAGGGAUCGUGAUCGAGAACGAGACAGAAGAUCUCGAUCCCGGGACAAAUCCCGCCAGAAUAAUGGUCACAGUUCGACGAGGGAUGGUCCCAGCGGAAGUAGGGAUGGCGCGGGGGAAUCAUCCUCUGGCGGUCGCAGAUGGGAACACGACAUGUACCAGGAGAAGCAGUCCCAGGGAGAUGGGGACCGGAGUCGACGAGCCGGAUUGGGAUGGGGAAAGGAUCGAGGAGGAGGCGCCGGAAGCAGCAUGAAUGACGAUUUCAUGCAAUCCAGGCGAUUGCAGCGGGAAAUCAUUGGGGAGGAAGGGGCUCCCAUUGCCUGGGCAGAUUCUCCUUCUCCAAAGGAAUCUUCCGAUGAUGAGAAGGAACUGGUCAUGGACAAAAAAUCCUCCAAAAAGGCCGCCAAGAAGGUGAAGAAGAAGAAAAAGAAGGGCAGCGACAAGAAGGAUAAGAAAAAGAAGAAAUCCAGCAAAAAACACCGCAAAAAGGACAAGCACUCCAAGAAGAAAAAGAAAAAGGUGUCCUCUUCGGAAUCCUCAUCUUCAUCCUCAGGGGAAAGUGAGCCGGAAGAGGAAUGGGUCGAGAAGUCCUUGGUUGGCAAAUCCAGUAGUAAGGCAACUUCCCGGUCAGGGGAGGUAGAGGAGGAUCAACAGCUUGGCGAUGGCGUUGUGGGACCAAUCAAAACCAGUGGCAAUCUGAGCCAGAAGGACUUUGGGCGGGCGCUGUUACCGGGAGAGGGUGCGGCGAUGGCCGCUUAUGUAACCGAGGGUAAACGCAUUCCCCGGCGAGGUGAGAUCGGGCUGACGUCGGACGAGAUUGCGAACUUCGAGGACGUGGGAUACGUGAUGAGUGGAAGCAGACAUCGCCGCAUGGAGGCAGUGCGUAUCCGUAAGGAAAACCAGAUCUACUCGGCGGAUGAGAAACGGGCCCUUGCAAUGUUCAGCAAGGAGGAACGGCAGAAGCGCGAGAACAAGAUCCUGUCGCAGUUCAAGGAGAUGAUCAGCGCCAAACUGGCCAGCGAUAAGCGCUAAUUCAGCUUGGAUUUUUCUGAUGGAUUUUGUGCAGUCAGCGCGAAUGAUAUUUAUGAAGAGGAAAAAUUUAACUCAUCGAAAUACAAAUGGGUGAGAAUUGCUUGCCAAUGAAUUCAAUACAA
This is a messenger RNA of Aedes aegypti (yellow fever mosquito), 1521 nucleotides long. RefSeq names its product NKAP family protein CG6066. Lineage: Eukaryota; Metazoa; Arthropoda; Insecta; Diptera; Culicidae. The transcript has 2 exons. The coding region runs from base 131 to 1399 and encodes 422 amino acids. Gene Ontology annotation, molecular function: chromatin binding. Gene Ontology annotation, biological process: regulation of gene expression. Gene Ontology annotation, cellular component: nucleus. The record is from RefSeq and is a predicted model, not a curated record.